Messenger RNA from Athalia rosae (coleseed sawfly), 1306 nucleotides. RefSeq names its product zinc finger CCHC-type and RNA-binding motif-containing protein 1-like. Gene Ontology annotation, biological process: mRNA splicing, via spliceosome. NCBI's taxonomy places the organism in Eukaryota, Metazoa, Arthropoda, Insecta, Hymenoptera, Athaliidae. The coding region runs from base 168 to 884 and encodes 238 amino acids. Gene Ontology annotation, cellular component: U12-type spliceosomal complex. Gene Ontology annotation, molecular function: zinc ion binding; RNA binding. The transcript has 4 exons. The record is from RefSeq and is a predicted model, not a curated record.
ACAUGACACAUAUGGACGAAUGGCGGAAUGAUCAAAAUUCAAUGAAAAUGGUUUCUAUUCAUUCGAGGUUAUAAGAGCGUGUAUGCCAAAUAUAACCUAACCUGUCUUACAAAUAUUUGAUAUCAGUCAACCGUACUUGUGUUGUUCUAAGUGAGCAAUUUGGAGCUAUGAGCGGAGGUGUUGCUCCAAGCAAAUCUACGGUCUAUGUCUCGAAUUUGCCAUUUUCAUUAACUAAUAAUGAUAUCCACAAACUUCUAGAGAGUUAUGGAAAGAUUGUCAAAGUAACUGUUCUGAAGGACAAGAUUACAAGACGUAGUAAAGGUGUUGCAUUUGUAUUAUUCCUCACAAGAGAAGAUGCGAUCAAUUGUGCAAAAAAUUUGAAUAAUACCGAGAUCGGUGGACGUACAAUUAAGAGUUCCAUUGCUGUUGACAAUGGUAGAAGUACAGAAUUUAUUCGUCGAAAGGAUUACCCAGACAAAUCCCAGUGUUAUGAGUGUGGGAAAGAAGGACAUUUGUCAUACCAAUGUACUCAAAACACACUUGGUCCCAGAGAACCUCCUCCAAAAAAAAUCAGGAUAAGAAAAAAAAAUAAAGAUCAGUCCAAAGGGGAUACUUCAUACUAUGAUAGUGACAGUGAUGAAGGUUUGAGAAAACCAGGUGGCUUCACGGGUACUGGGAUUGACCGCGAUGGGGAAGUGGCUGAACCAGACUUGGAAACGCUGAGUGCUGCUAUACAGCAUGAGCAAGAACAAGAAGAGAUUGAGAAAUAUAGAUAUCAAGUGGCAACUGGUGAAUAUGAAGAACCGAAACAAGAUUGCUCAAAACCUAAGAAGCGCUUCAAGAAGAAUAAUUACUUCAGUGAUGAAGAAGAGCUUAGUGAUUGAAAAAAACAAAAAGGGAUCAUCCAAUUGCUGUGAGUUUUGUUAAAAAUUUUCAAUCAGAGAUUAAGAGUAAUGGGGUAAUUUUUUAAAUAUGUAUGUAUUGCACGUAUGGAUGCAUUUAGAAUUCUUAGCGUUCUAUCAGCAUAAUUACUGAGCAAAAAUAUACACAAAUCCAAAUUUUUUAAUGCUCAACUUAUUGUCAGUAUUUGCUCCUGCUCUGAGUUAUUGUAAUUGAAAGUUCAGUGUUACAUACAUUCCAAAUAUGUGAACUGGAGAAUUGUGUAAGUCAUUGAAUAGUCCCAUUAAUCAAUAACAAUAAAAUUCAGUUUAUUGAUAUUCAAUGUAAAUAAAUGCCACUGAUCUAUAAAAAAUAUUGUAAUUACUAUUGUUUAUUUUUUGUAUAAAUAUAAUUUUUUACAAUUUUA